AUGCCUCCCAAACGCCACGCGGCCUCAACCACCUCCGCAACGCCCUCCGCACCCGCACCCACACCCUCACCGGCCGUCACACCCAAACUCUCCUCCGGCCCAGCAACCCUGAAGACCAAUGCCUCAGUCGCCGAAAUCGCCCAGCAUGUCUGGCAACAGUACGCAUCCACAACGCCGCAGCGCACCCUCCUUCUAGACGCCUUUAUGGUCUUCCUGGUUCUCGUUGGCGGGUUGCAGUUCUUGUACUGCGUUCUGGCUGGGAACUAUCCCUUCAACGCCUUCCUUAGUGGCUUCGGUGCUGCUGUUGGUCAAUUCGUUCUGACAGCCAGUCUGCGUAUGCAGACUAGUGAUGGUGGUAGUGGGUCGAAGCCGAGCUCGAAGGGGAAGAAUGCGCGCUUUGUGGAUCAGGAGGGUGAGGUGCAGGAGAGUACUUCACAUGAGAGGGCUUUUGCUGAUUAUAUCUUUGGGAGCUUGAUUCUACACUUCUUUUGCAUUAACUUCAUCAACUGA
Penicillium bovifimosum is the source of this 510-nucleotide messenger RNA. Its product is annotated as putative oligosaccharyl transferase subunit Dad1. The record is from RefSeq and is a predicted model, not a curated record. Gene Ontology annotation, biological process: protein N-linked glycosylation. The transcript is spliced from 3 exons. The coding region runs from base 1 to 510 and encodes 169 amino acids. Gene Ontology annotation, cellular component: oligosaccharyltransferase complex; membrane. Lineage: Eukaryota; Fungi; Ascomycota; Eurotiomycetes; Eurotiales; Aspergillaceae.